Necator americanus (New World hookworm) is the source of this 327-nucleotide messenger RNA. RefSeq lists its product as uncharacterized. The record is from RefSeq and is a predicted model, not a curated record. The transcript is spliced from 2 exons. The coding region runs from base 1 to 327 and encodes 108 amino acids. NCBI's taxonomy places the organism in Eukaryota, Metazoa, Nematoda, Chromadorea, Rhabditida, Ancylostomatidae.
AUGCCACCAGUUUUCGUUCUCGUCUUCUUAGGGUGCUCUCAAGUUAUAUACGCGUCUCCUUCAAAAUAUCUCUUGGAUUCAUCAGAUGAAAUACCGAACGCAUAUGGAAGAUCAGUGGAGUACACAUAUGUGUAUGAUUCCUCGAAAGACGCACAUCCGGUCGCAAAAGUCAAAUAUGGGAAGUUUAUUAGAAAUCAAUUCACCACCAUAUCUCUCAACUCGAAUGCUCAACGAAAUGAUGAUGCAACUUCCUUUGUAGAAAGGAGCUUCACUGGAAAUAUGACAUUGCAGGAAAACCUCAGGUCCUAUAAUCACACAAUGUAUUAA